This is a messenger RNA of Malania oleifera, 1416 nucleotides long. Its product is annotated as protein FIP1. The record is from RefSeq and is a predicted model, not a curated record. NCBI's taxonomy places the organism in Eukaryota, Viridiplantae, Streptophyta, Magnoliopsida, Santalales, Ximeniaceae. The coding region runs from base 158 to 1234 and encodes 358 amino acids. The transcript is spliced from 14 exons. Gene Ontology annotation, cellular component: lysosomal membrane; late endosome.
GCAAUAUUUUGGUUAAAAAACUGCGUGAACAUUCCUGAAGUUUAUGCAUGUCAGGACUCCGAACGGUUUUUCAUCUGCAGUUCUUAACACGCACAAAGUCUCGAAUUGGCUCCAGCCCAGCCCUACUUCGGAAACUCAAGAACCCUGGAGCUGAAAUAUGUCCACCGACAGGCACUCCUCUGCGCACUCUACAUCUCCCGAAGAAAACACCAUGUUUCUUGAUAUAUUGCAUGAGGCUCCUUUAUUUGGUCAUCGGAAGUCCACAAGCAUUCUCGGGAGUAUUGUUUACUGUUUUCUAUUGGCAAGUUAUGCUAUUUUGGCUGUAGGAGCUCCAUGGAUAUUUCGUCCUAUACGCGGAUUAAUCCCGGCUCUGCUUUGCAGUUGCAAUGGUGCUCUUUUGUUAGUUACAGGCAUCUUUCUACAAUAUUUGGUCUACCAAGUUCAGAAAGUACGGUUACAGGGGUACUAUAUUUUCAGCCAGAAAUUGAAGCAUAUUAUUCGCCUACCUUUCGCCACUACUGCAUAUGGAACUGCUGCAAUGCUACUCAUCAUGGUUUGGAAACCUCACAUCAGUUUUCUUUCUAUAUCUACAUUACUUAGGAUUAUUAUGUUGAUUGAAGCAGUAUGUGCUGGAUCUUUUAUGAGUAUCUAUAUUGGUUAUUUGCACCAGUAUAACUCGUUGAAUUCUCAACCUGAUGUUUUGAAGUCAUUGUAUUCUCCACUUCAAAAUUCAAGUUCUUUGGAAGGGUUGAGGUAUCAUGAGGGUGGUCGGCUCUCCGAUCAGCAGAUGGCUUUACUGCAAUAUCAGCGGGAGAACCUUCAUUUUUUGAGUGAGGAGAUUCUUCGAUUGCAAGAAUGUUUAAGCAAAUAUGAACGCUCUAAUGAUGGGAUCACACCACAGGUUGAUCUUGCGCAUCUGUUAGCAGCUCGUGAUCAAGAAUUACGAACACUUUCUGCGGAGAUGAAUCAACUACAGUCUGAACUAAGGCUUGCUCGAUCUUUGAUUGCUGAGAGGGACACAGAGAUUCAGCAUGUGCGCAACACUAACAAUCAGUAUGUUGAAGAGAAUGAGAGGCUAAGAGCUAUAUUAGGAGAAUGGAGUGCCCGAGCAGCAAAGCUUGAACGAGCCUUGGAAGCUGAGCGGAUGUCAAAUUUGGAGCUGCAAAAGAAGAUAUCAGCAUUGAGAGAUCAACCCCAGGUAUCGGCGGAAUCUAGUGAGCAGCACGGACCUUGAUUGCUGCUUUACAAACAAAUUGUAUUUAUCCAUCCUCAUUGCUCACCUGUAAGCAUUUUCUGCUUCUUUUCCUCCUUCCAUGGUUGAAAGAGAGAUUGUGGGACAUUAACGUAUUUAAUGUAUAAAUCAGUUUGUCCAAUAGCCUUUUCAUAAUUGAUUAUUUGAUCAAGUUUCAUUCAAAA